AUGGAUCCCAUCAUCCUAACCAGCAUCAAUUCUAGCACAACUAUCUGGGGCCUCCUCACUCAAUGCAUAGGUUUUGCUGUGAUGGGACCAAUCUAUCUAACACUAUAUCUCUUUACAUCACCACUGAUCACUUCAUCAACACCACUUAUACCCUCUGCCCUGAGCAUUCCGGAGGGAGUCAUUACCGGCAUCCCUUUCGGAACGACCAUCGGCUUCAUCAUGCCCACAAUUCUCAUGUCACUGCCGGCACCCAGCAUCCUCUCCGUCUCAUCCAAGAUCAUCGCGAUCCUGGUCUGGCAAGCGUUCCCGCUCUGGGUGACCGUGUACACGUACAUCUGGAGCAACGCUCUAUGGCCCAAGAUCGAAUACGCAAGCGAGGCAGACGCACUCGCCAAUCAGCUUUCCAUCCUUCGGCACGUCUACAAGUUCGCGUUGGCCCUCAGCGUGCCUGCUCACCUCGCGACCGUCACGCUCUCACUCUCCGCCGGCGUCUUCUGUCCCGGCAUGUUCACGGCCUUUGCACAAAGCGAGCUCAACCCCAUCAGCGCUUUCAUCCCGCCGAAUCCCUUCUCCGAUGUCAAAGCCGCCAGUGUUGCGCAGGGAUCUCAGUGGUUCCUGCAAUACGACUACGCCAUCACCUCAGUCGCAUACAUUCUUUGGGCUUUGGCCAGUCGGUACGCCAAACCUGUGGUCAAUGCAAACAAGAAUGAGUCGAGUUCCCUUGGGAUUGGUGCUGCUGUCGAAGUCAUCGGCAAGGUCGCUUUGCUCGGGCCGUAUGCCACGGCUUUGACCCUUAUCUGGGACCGUGACGAAGCUGUCUUCGCCGGAGCAACUGCCGUUUCUGAGAAGAAGAAGGCAUAG
Exophiala bonariae is the source of this 861-nucleotide messenger RNA. RefSeq lists its product as uncharacterized. Bases 1 to 861 code for a protein of 286 amino acids. The transcript has a single exon. NCBI's taxonomy places the organism in Eukaryota, Fungi, Ascomycota, Eurotiomycetes, Chaetothyriales, Herpotrichiellaceae. The record is from RefSeq and is a predicted model, not a curated record.